UAACCUGGGAAAAUAUCCCCAACAACUGGCCACUCUUAGUUACCUGUACUUAAGUUAUUUUCAAUCUCUCUAACCUGUACAUGACCAAUAAAUUACAUGAAACGCUUGGAAAAUGGGACAGGCACUGGACCCUUUGUCUUCCUUAUCUUAAGUAAACGUAAUUUUUAACCGCUUACAAUGAAUGGACACCUUCUUUGGAAUGUGAAAAAUUGCAGCAAUGGACAGGCAGUCAGGGAAUCGUAUGCUGCACAACAAGACCCCACGUAACAGGAAAGAUUUAAAUGAAUUACACACGUAAAAAAAGAAGGAAUUCUGCGUGCGUUAGCGCGCCGGAAGGCCACGUCUGGGCUGUUAUUGUUGGAGAGGCUUAGAGAGAACGAGGAAAGAAUGGCCAAGGCUGGCUUGAAAGAGAGCGCUUCGGGGGGGAAACAAAUACGGCCGGUUGUCAAUAUGGCAAAAAGGCGUCGGCUUUGUCUGUAAACUGAUAAGUACGUUUGACCAAAGCACACACAGGUCAGAAACAACAAGAAGGCUGUGGACAAGGAUGGCUGGGGUUGGGAUACUACGAGAAGAGCCCGUGCGUAAGAAGGCAAGUGUACCAACACAGCGGGGAAGACGUGCUUGGUCUCCGCAUGGGAAGAUGCGACCACGCUCUGGGACAUGGCACGGCGAUGAAGAGCUACCAGACAUGGUGAAGAACGCACGCAAAUUGACAGACUCGCUGGCUACAGAAGUCAGGUUCGAUCCCGGGCUGAUACAAGACGUCAUCGACAUGGUUCUGACAGAGACGCUAGCUCAUGAGACUUACGCAGCGAGCAAGAUGGGGGUCAUGAGCAAGCGCGUGAGUGACGUGCUGAAGACUAGGAUCCGGGGACUUUGCGGGGACCGGUUCAAGCUGGUUUGCAUCGUUGUGAUCACCGAGGGAGGGACAGAGGAGAGCGCCCUGCACGUAACCAGCCAGUGCGUUUGGGACCACGAAAGGGAUGACUUUGCGUCUGGGAGCUUCAGUAACGACGCCUUGCACGCUGUGGCUACCGUCUUUGCCAUCCAUUGCUGACAAUCAUGGAAAACAUAUCCUAAAACGCAGUUUGAAUGCAAGGAUGAUGGAAGGAAAAUCAAGGUAUCAAGUAUGUCUAACUGACUGAGUGCGUCACAACUGUGUCGGUGUUUUGUUUGUUUUUGUGCUAGAUUUAAAGAAGAAUGGACAAUGCGCAUAGCAGGACCACACAACCACCACUGCAAUGCAACAGUAUCAUCGGAAGGAAGGAAAUAAGGAGAUCGAUUCUUCGGUGGCCAUCAUGUCGAUUGCAGCUUAUUUUGAAGUAGCGAUUUGGUAGAUCAACUUACCAAACAGUGACGAUGACAGGAAAAGAUGAUUUUUUUCUCUUACAC
Molecule: messenger RNA, 1392 nt
Organism: Branchiostoma floridae (Florida lancelet)
Lineage: Eukaryota; Metazoa; Chordata; Leptocardii; Amphioxiformes; Branchiostomatidae
Product: tctex1 domain-containing protein 2-like
Exons: 1
Coding region: 545-1057 (170 amino acids)
Biological process (GO): microtubule-based movement
Cellular component (GO): cytoplasm; cytoplasmic dynein complex
Molecular function (GO): dynein intermediate chain binding
Source: RefSeq, a predicted model, not a curated record